Molecule: messenger RNA, 6998 nt
Organism: Culex pipiens pallens (northern house mosquito)
Lineage: Eukaryota; Metazoa; Arthropoda; Insecta; Diptera; Culicidae
Exons: 10
Coding region: 860-6037 (1725 amino acids)
Source: RefSeq, a predicted model, not a curated record
UACCGUGCCGAUCUCUCCGGGCGAUCGAUCGAUUUCUCGUGGCAACGUGGCCUGCGAGAUCGCGUGUUUUCGUAUUUAUUCUUCGCCGGGUUGUGUGUGUGUGCGCGCGUUCGCGCGACGAUAUCUUGUUUGUUUUGGUUUCGGGUUUAAGCCGUGCUUAGUCGAUCGCAAUCGUGCCAAUGAAAACAAUAUUCGCGCGAUAAAAAGAGGUCGUUUACGCGCGCGGGAAGAUAACGACAAAAAAGGCAGAGAAAAAAAAAAAUUUUAGCGGGGAUCGAACCGUUUUCCCCGUGAUUACCAGUUUCGCCGAACGAUCGCUCGAUCUUAAUUCGGAUGAUCGAUUCAAUUAGCCAGAUGAUUGAAUUAAAGUCUGGAUGAUUCAUCUAAAGCCGCCGCAGUCAGUGCCAGUGAAAGUGAAACCAAGUGCAAGUCGUCAAGCUGAUUGCAGCGAAGAAAGAAUGAAAGAGAGAAGAGCUGAAAAUCACAGUUUUGCAGUGAAAAUGAGCGCGCGCUUUUGAGAGCGAUCACGAGUGAGCAGAUCGUCACUCGAUCGGAAAGAAAAGAAAGAAAAGUGUGGCUAGGUGAGUGAGCUGGUUGGGAAAAAGAAAAGUGUUUGUGCUUGGAAAGGAAAACCCCUACCUCUGAAAAGAAGUGAAAAAAAAGAAAAGAAGCUUAAGAAAUAUUGUUUACCUUCGACUUCGGAGAAGUUUGCGGUGCCGAGAAAUAAAUAAAAGAAAUAAAAGCGAAAAGAUUCCCCCCGUCCUGAAGUUAUGCAACAACACAAUUCCGUCGUCGGCGAACCAUAACCAACCAACCAAAGUCACCCCCAGUUCAGAGCGUCGGAAACGAUGCCAGCACGAUGUCGUCCCUGCGGAAGUCUGCAUCGUUCCGGUCCCGAAUUCCGGUGCGCCGGAGCAGAGUUUCCGCGCGGCGCUGCGUGAGUCCGCAGCCGUCCACGUCCACGUCCGUGACCAGCACCGGGUCGAUCUACCAGGGAGGGGCCGAUGGUGGCCACGGUCGCCCGCAGUGGUAUGACCGCCGGUACUCGUCCUCGUCCAGCUUUUCCAGCAGUGACGAAAGCAACGACUCCGAGGCGCCACUCAAGCUGCUGCUCAAGCACCCGGCGGAUGGUCAACGGGAUGGUCAACGGGAUGGACGAACCCGGCAGCAGAACCAACACCAUCGGGAUCCGCUCCUGGCGGCCAGUUUGAGCGUUUCCACGGAUGCCAUCAGUCUGGACGGGCUGCUGGAUUGCGUGAGCAGUGGGAGCUUUUCCAGCCCGCCGUCCCCGUCGCGGGGCAAAGCUGGCAACACUGCCGGAGGGGCCUUCAACAUCUACCAAAACCAGGAUCAAACCCUCGUCGUCGACGACGGCGACCCCACCUGCCCCAACAACCCGCUCGGUUCCAGCUUCGAAUCGCUGGACCGGCUAAAUUACGCACUCGAAACGCUCAAAAUCACCGACACUUUCCACGCCGAACGGCAAGCCGUUAAUCAGCAUUAUGAAAAUCUCAUUAACGAAGCCAACGGCGACGCCCCAGAUGGUGGCCUCAAAAGUGAUCCUGCGCUGGAAUCGGCGCUGGAGCCCCUCGCAGAGGACGCCGAUUCCCGCAAGCAGCGCAAACUGAGCGAUUGGUACUACAUCAAGACCAGCCCCAAGAACCAGCCGCCAAGUCCGUGUGCCCAGAGGCGGACGAUUGCCCCAAGUGGCAAUCCGCCGACGCCGGCCGCACGCCGUGGCCAAGUGCCGUCGACAAAAGUUUUAAUUGCCAGUAAAUAUUCGACGCCGCCCGAGCAGCAGCACUUGGCAAACAGCGAUAAAUUUCCCCCCUCGACAGGGAUGGGUAGGGAUGAUGGUGGCGUGGAACCGGUCACGCAGGACAAGCGAUUUAACAUUGUAAAACAUGGCGGGUCAACGGUGACGACAGUGGUGGCGGUCGAUAACGGAUCUGUACCCGGGCAACAGCGGCAGCAGCAGCCGUGUUCCGCAGUGGAGCGAUUGCAAGCACCACCAAUAACCACCAGCCCAAGCUUCGAGCACAUCACACCGGAGAUUAUCGGCCCAGGCCAUCAGCAACAGCAGCACCGGAAUCGAUUUUCCCCGUACUGCCAGCGCAAACAAGUGCCACAAUUGCCACAAAGGCCGACGCCGCCAGCGAGCGGAAAAUCAACGCAGAAUAUUUAUGAAAAUGUCCCACCGGCGGCCAUCGACGGCAGCUUCGGUGGUGAUCGGUUUCCGCAGCCGUACGACGUCAUCAACCCGGACCCGGAACGGUACCGCUGCAAGCGGGCGGUCAAACGGCCACUGCCCAGGGUGCCACCGCAGCAGCAGGCCAUCGAGUACGGCGAAGAGGAUGACGAUGAUGGCCACCGGAAGAGCUCGCUGACCAGGUGCUAUCCAACGAAGACCAACAGCCAGUCACAUCCGCAGCAGCAUCACCACCAUCAAAUUACGACCCCGACCUCGUACCGGACCGAGUACGAACUGUCCGGAUCGUACGUGUCGCUCGAGUGUCCCGCGUCACCUCCCGGUCCGCCAGCAUGCCUGCUCGAGAAUCGACGCGACCCGCAAGGUCGGCUAGCGCACGCCCUCCGCACUCUCUACACCGAGUUGGCGCUGAAGGAGCCGGUCUUGCCGACGUGGGUCCAACCGGUGGCACCCGGCGUCCUCUGUCCGGCCCGGCUCGAACCCGAACUAAGACUGCACAUCCACUCGCACGGUCUGAACGAGUGCAUCACCGUGGACCAGAUCCUGGCCGCCGUUCAGACCAAGGAUGGACCAUUUCUGGAGGCGCCACGGCGUGUCCUCAUCGAGUGUCCGCCGUGGGUCACGCGUAGCACGCUAGCCCUCCGGAUACUGCACGGCUGGAGCCGGGAACCGCCGUGGCCUCCACGAGGUCAACCCGUAGCGUUAGCACUUUUUGUACCGUUGAACGAGCUGCGCGGCUCGAUAUCGAGCUACGUGGCGAAAGAACUGCUGCCUCGCGGACCGCAGAACCCGUUUGCAUCCGGGUUUGGCGGUUUCAACGCCGCCUGGAGUACGCUUGAGUCACUCAAGAGCAAACUGCUGAUCGUGCUGGACGGGUACGACGUGCAGAGCAAGUCCCGCAAGAACAAGACCGUGCAGAAGGACGUGGCGGACCUGCUGGAAGGUCGACUCUUCCCGGAAGCGCGGGUCAUUUUAAUUUCCGUAACGUCAUCCUGCAGUGAGCUUCUCCCGUUGAUGCAGCGGCACAUCACCUUCGAGGGCAUCACUUGGGGCAGGUCGGUUUCGCUGCUCGGGGGUGGACAGUGGGGAGCCCCAACGAGGCUCAUCGACAGUGUUCAAGACUGCCACCAUCUGCGGAACAUCGCCCGGACGUCGCUAGGAUGUCUGGCCAUUGCCGCGAUCUACAACUCAAACGCCGGCGUCCUUCGGACCGAGGACGAAAUCAACGUGAUAGCGUCCGUGUUCAACUGCGUAGCGGCCAACUCGUCACACACCCAGGUCACCGAACUGGGACGGCUAGCCCUGUUCUGUCUCAAGACCAAACGAUCGACGGUUAAUUCAGCGGAGCUCAAAAUGUACUGUUCCUCGCCGGAGACCAACAUCAUCGGCUGCCUGGACAAAGGUCCCGUGUUUGGACGGACCGCCCGGAGGAAAUCCGAGUACCAGUACACGACGAUCUGCCCCGGAAUCGCCGAGUUCCUAGCGGCCAACUACCUGGUCUCACUCGCCAGCCGACCGGGACUGCUCGCAGCUGAAGUAGCUGGACUUGCCAUCGGCGACGAAGUCGAGCCCGAGAUCCUCAAAGUCCUCACGUACUCCAUGGCACUGCUGGGAUCACGCGCUCACUUGCUCCUCUCCAAGUUGACGCCACUCUGGUUGAGUCCCCAAACGAUCUUCUCUCUAGCCCUUGCCGGUGGAGAAACCGAAGCCAAUCUCACAGCUCUCUGCGAGAUCCUGGGCAUCUCCAAGUCACCCCCCAUCCCUCCGCUCGAGGCUAAACCCAUCUGGGUGCAGAUCAAGUCAACGGCCUCCGAGCUGCAAGGAUGGGGAAUGGCUCUGAAGAGCCCGACCUGCACGCUUAAAAACCUGGAAAUUGUCUACCAAAUCGAGAAGAACAUGCUGCUCGAGUCGCGCAACGUGAUGGACAUCUUUCUGGACGCACUGCUGAAGAAUGAGUCCGUCACGACGCUGCGGAUAACUUCGCUGAUCGAGAACGAGGUCCGCGACUCGGACAUCAACUACCUGGCGUCGUGCAUAUCGAAGACGGUGCUAAAACCAAGACUGGAGAGUUUCGAACUCAUUCUGACCCUGCUCGAGGAGGAUCCUCCGAUCCUGAAGCUGCAAUCGGUGGUGACCGGUCUCUGUCGGACCAUCCCGCGGCAACCGAAGCUCAGCAAUUUGAUCCUGGAUCUUAGUCUGUGCACCUCCCAGCUGGUGCAAAUCUGCUCCAUGCUGGAAAAGUGUCCCCAAGUGACACGACUCUCAUUCCCGCAUCUCCGCUGCGAACGAGGAGCCGUUGGCGCCCUGGCCAGUCUCCUGAACGCCCGACCGCUAUCAUAUCUUGCGCUAGCGUCCAGCUGGGGCGCCCGCGAUGAUCCACCGUCCUCGAGUGGCGUUAGCAUGGGCUCCGGCUCCGGCAGCAGCUCCGGCAACUCAGGACUCAUCAAACAAUCGUCCCUCACCGGAGCGCCCUCGCCCCGAUCUUACCCUACCGGAAUAUUCUCAUCACUGCCCCGUGGAGUCCUCAACUCCACAUCGGCCAUGGGUCGAUCAGCUACCCUGCCCCGACAACCUAUGGACGGACCGCCAGACAAACGCAGCACCGAUUCCGUAAUCUCUCGAACGUGGUACCCAACCCCCGCUUGCGACGGAGGUCCCCACAACUCCGGAACCCUGCACGAACUGCUCCUGGCAGCCCGCGAUCCGUACUCCCGACUGCACGGCUUGGACCUCAGCAAGGCGCAACUCUCGCUGGAAGACUCCAUGUGCCUGGGGGAAACGGUUCGCGUCUCCGCUACGCUGCACUCGAUCAAGCUGGAAGGCGCAUCCCGGCUCAGCGAGAUCCUCCCGACGGUGCUCGGCGCCAGCGAAUCACCCACCCUUCAAAUGCUGAGUCUCGGCUCUCCACGGAUCGCCCUCGAGGACGCCGCCGUCGGGAUGUCCGCUCGUGCCUUGGGUAGUUGCAUCACACUAAGACUGCUUAGCCUGGACGGGUGGAGCUUCAGGAUAGAGAACAUCGGCACGCUCGCCUCCGUUCGCGGUUUUCUGUCACUGACGUCGAUCCGCGAACUUGGCCUCAACAACUGCCGGCUGAACGUGUCCAUGUUCAAGAGCGAUUUGGCCAUGCCGAGCUCCGCGUACGACUGCCGCUCCGUCGUGAACCUCAAAAUGGCCGGCGCACAGAUCAUAUUCGCCGACCACGUCUCGAUGAAGGGUCCCCACAUGCUACCAUAUCUGACCGGUUUCGUAAACCUGCGGGAGCUGGACCUGUCGGCGCCCUCGCGCACCGGCCUCGGCAGCACAACCUCUACCCCGUUGAUCCUCUCCGAUAAGGACAUCAUCGGUUUCUUCUCCACCCUGAACGGGCACUUUAGCUCCCUGAACACGCUGAAGAUCUGCAACUGGAUCGUCCAUCUGGACGACGCGGUGCGCACGCUCAAAACCGUCUCCAAGCUGUUCAAGUCCAGCCCGAUGAGUCACGUCAAGCUGGACGGGAUCGUGGUGCUGGACAGACCGAAGAAGGCUCGCAUCGAGGCGCAGUUUAUGCACGCGCUGCUCGGGUUUUUGCCGCUGCUGCGCUGGCUGGGCAUUACGGUGGCCGGGCUGAGCGAGGAGCAGAUCGUGGCCAUUGGGACGCAUUGCGCCGAUAUACGGGGGAUGGAGAUUGAUGUGAGACUGUGCGAUUCGACAAUCGAGAAUGCAAGAUUGAUGACCCACUCACUCGGGCUGGACGGCAAGUUCGACAUACGGGUCUCGACGUUCGGCACGUCCAACAGCAUCCUGAUCCACAUUGAGAAAACUUCCACGAAAAGUUUAUCCCGCAAAUAGACCGACCGACCCGGAGAUGCAGCCUGUCCGAACGUCAGACGAGUCUCGUUCGGUAUAGGGGGGGCAAACCUUAAGGCCAUGGGGAUUCGGUAGGUAUUUCUCAACGAGACACGGUGUGCAAGGUCCAGGAGGUUGGUUGUUCAUCCUUCCCUCCCAGGAGGGAGGACAUAAAGUGUGUAAAAGUAUGAGGACUAAAGGAGAAAAGUAGGAAGAAUCUUAAAGAAGGGAUUUGCGAGCACUCAGUCGGAAUGGAAGGCAAGAACCACUUUCAAUCCAUCCCUCUCUCUCUCUUUCUCUCAUGAUGGUGUCUGUAAACCUGUAUAUUGGUAAUGAAAAAAAAAACGAAAAAGAAGAUAAAAAAAACUUUGCAAGAAAGCUAGAAAGAAACCGUAUAUCUUUCCACAAAUUUUAACACUAUCGAUGUCUUUUCUCACCGUUAAGAACGCAGCAUUUUCAUUCCGUUUUUCCUUCAAACAUCUCACCCACUUCUUCAUUUUUUUUCAAAUCUGAGUCCAGUCUAGGGUGGUGUGUCAGCUUUUCUUUGACUUUGAGGAGGAAAAUAUCCCCCUCUAAAAAAAGAAGGACGAAAAUGGGGAUUUAUGUGCAGUGCUGGUGGCUGGCUGGUUUGAUAAAAACGGUUGAAAGGUGUGACAGCUCAGUAGCAGGCUAGGUGAAAUGCAAUGAAUCUUCUUCUGUGGUGAGAAGCUUUAAGAAAGAUCUGUCACUGCUAACUAGUUGGACUGAGGUGACGGGAAUAAUCUCAACUUAAGCUGGAAAUCAUCUCCUAAUUGACGGAAGUCGGGAAUCCGUUUUUGAGCAUCUGAAAUCAAGUUCAUUUGUUGAUUCUAAAAUUUCGCUAAAGAAAUGCAUAAAAGAUACACAGUUAAAAAAUGUGUAAUUUAGGAUGGUUUAAAAUUUGAAGGUUUAAUAUCACCUCUUCAAUGAUGCAAUAUUACCUCAA